AACUUAAAAUAAUACCGGAUGUGACGUCAUGACGCACGUUGCUUGACUUCUCUCUCGCUGCUCUGACCAAUCUUCACGGACGGGGGGCGGAGCUCUGGCAAACCACAACUAUUUUUCCUGCUAAGUUUGCGUGCAGUCCGUGGCGCAUCGGAGUCGUCGGUCUGUUUCCCCACAUUUCUGCGUCCCGGAAUACAAAAAGUGAUGCUUCAUGGUGACGGGCUGCUCACAGAGGCAGAGGACAACGGGCGGUGACCCCCAUUUCCCCCUCUUCCCUGGAUUAUUCACCCGGCGGACUCCGUGCCGCUGCUUACUGGAUACACGAGCACGUCUGCGCAGUAACUCGCUGUAAAUGGAGCGCCAGCCCAGUUUAAUUUCCAUUUGGCUUCAACUGGAACUCUGCGCCAUGGCGGUUCUCCUCACUAAAGGAGAAAUAAGGUGUUACUGCGAUGCACCGCACUGCGUGGCGACCGGGUACAUGUGCAAGUCAGAGCUCAACACCUGCUUCACCAAGGUCCUGGACCCGCUCAGCGGAAACUCCCCACUCACCCAUGGAUGCUUAGACCCCAUCACCAACGUGGCCGACAUCUGCAGCAGCGGCAGCUCCGGGGCUGGAGACAUCCUUGGCGGGGCCUCAGCGCUGGAGUGUUGCCUCGAUGACAUGUGCAACUAUAGAGGCUUGCACGACCUGGCGCACACCAGAGACUCGACAGAUCACAACGGGCAACAGCCAGACAGCAGCAACCGGAACCUGGUGACCCGGGUCCAGGAGCUGGCCUCAGCCAAGGAGGUGUGGUUCCGGGCAGCGGUCAUCGCCGUCCCCAUUGCCGGUGGCCUCAUCCUGGUACUGCUAAUCAUGCUGGCGCUGCGGAUGCUGCGCAGCGAGAACAAGCGGCUGCAGGACCAGCGGCAGCAGAUGCUGUCGCGCCUCCACUACAGCUUCCACGGACACCACACCAAGAAGGGCCACGUGGCCAAGCUGGACCUUGAGUGCAUGGUGCCUGUAACGGGCCACGAGAACUGCUGCCUGACCUGCGACAAGAUGAGACAGGCUGACUUGGGCAACGACAAGAUCCUGUCUCUGGUGCACUGGGGGAUGUACAGCGGUCACGGCAAGCUGGAGUUCGUAUGACUCUCGCCGUAGCUUCCUCUUGUCGUCGGCCUUUGCUCUCAUUCCCAUGGUUUUUGGGUAGUUUUUCAAGCAGUGAGGACAAAAAAACUGAUCUAGCGCAGUGUUUUUUUUUUUUGUAUUUCUUUUGCUAGAGGAGCACUUUACUUGAAAAAAAUGAAAGGCAAAGCAAUGAGGAGUUUUAUAUAAAAGUAGAGAAGGGCAGAACUGAGGGCUCCGUCACUGCUCCUAAGGAUCCUGGACUUUGACACCGAGCGCUAAAGGAUUCCAAAUCUGUCUUAUUUGCACAUUUGUAAAGAAAAACAAAACUGACCGGUGUGCGUCUUAUUCUGGGUGAAUGUCCAACAUCUCUCUCUCUGAUCAGACUAUAAGCUUGAUUAUGAGCGUGAAAGAAAACUUCCAUUAAAAUGACUUUUUAUUUA
This is a messenger RNA of Pungitius pungitius (ninespine stickleback), 1548 nucleotides long. RefSeq names its product BMP and activin membrane-bound inhibitor (Xenopus laevis) homolog a (gene bambia). Gene Ontology annotation, biological process: negative regulation of transforming growth factor beta receptor signaling pathway; transforming growth factor beta receptor signaling pathway; positive regulation of canonical Wnt signaling pathway. Lineage: Eukaryota; Metazoa; Chordata; Actinopteri; Perciformes; Gasterosteidae. Gene Ontology annotation, molecular function: frizzled binding. The record is from RefSeq and is a predicted model, not a curated record. The coding region runs from base 350 to 1129 and encodes 259 amino acids. The transcript is spliced from 4 exons.